Molecule: messenger RNA, 615 nt
Organism: Lecanosticta acicola
Lineage: Eukaryota; Fungi; Ascomycota; Dothideomycetes; Mycosphaerellales; Mycosphaerellaceae
Source: the annotation of a GenBank genome assembly
AUGGACCACUCCCACAUGGAUCACGGCCACAUGGGCCACGGCGGCGACAUGGGCGACAUGCCAAUGUGCAACAUGAACAUGCUCUUCACUUGGGACACCACCAACCUGUGCAUCGUAUUCAAAGGCUGGAGGAUAACCGGUUUCUGGUCCCUGCUCGGGUCUCUUCUGGCCGUUGUAGCCCUGACAGCAGGCUACGAAGCAGUACGCGAAGCAUCACGCCGCUACGAAGCCAGACACGCCACCAUAAUCGACAACAUGCCGCGUAAGUGAGAUGUGGAUAUUUUGUAGUUUUUUAAAUGGAAGGCUCAUUCUAUGAAAGCCGAGGAUGAUCACGAACGAAGCUCACUCCUCUGGACAGGUCACUCUGUCAAGGCGGAGGAGAGUAGGGGCAAGCUGGUCAAGGCUUUGCUGUAUGGUGUGCAGGUGUUUUAUUCGUUCUUCAUUAUGUGAGUUCCACCGUAUCUGAAAGAGUGUAAAAGCUUUAUUGAUGGCGUGAAAAGGCUUCUCUUCAUGACGUACAACGGCUGGAUCAUGAUUGCGGUCGGUAUUGGGGCGACGGUUGGCUAUCUGCUAUUCUCCGGCUCCUCGGCAACCAAGAGCGCGGCUUGCCACUGA